AUGUCUUGCAGGCCACGCGAAAGGUUUGGGGCCAUGUCUCGGCGGGAACUAAAUGGGCUGUAUGCAAUGGCGCUACUGCGAGGUUCUAGUUGGAUGCAUGGUUACAUGGCAACCUUAGCACCAAUCCCGCUGGAGUUCAGGGAGCUACCUGUAUGGAUUCGUCUUGUUCCCUUGCAAGUACAGCUUAGUUUCUUCAUGUUAGAUUUGAAGGCGUGGCUUGCUUCAAACUUACGUACUGAACUCUUUCGUGCCUUCUAUUGCUGUCAACAAUUGAGAGUGCUUGUUUGGCGUGACCUUGUGGAAGCUAUGGCAUUGGCGAAAUAUUGCUAUUUUUUAAAGUCGUGA
Messenger RNA from Striga asiatica, 345 nucleotides. The record is from the annotation of a GenBank genome assembly. Lineage: Eukaryota; Viridiplantae; Streptophyta; Magnoliopsida; Lamiales; Orobanchaceae.